Molecule: messenger RNA, 5616 nt
Organism: Vidua macroura (Pin-tailed whydah)
Lineage: Eukaryota; Metazoa; Chordata; Aves; Passeriformes; Viduidae
Gene: PXN
Product: paxillin
Exons: 14
Coding region: 791-2509 (572 amino acids)
Biological process (GO): endothelial cell migration; substrate adhesion-dependent cell spreading; transforming growth factor beta receptor signaling pathway
Source: RefSeq, a predicted model, not a curated record
UCGGGUGCCCUCAGGUGGGGCUGCGGCUUCCCGCCCUCACCCUCCCCAGGCCUCUCGGGGCGACCGUCCCUGCCUGCCCUCACCUCCCCGGGGCUCCUCAGGGCGCCCUUCCCGCCCGCCCUCACGCUCCUGGGAUUCCAGAGGGCGCCCUUCAAGCCUUCCCUCAGCCGCCCUCGCCUCGGGCUGCCCAUGCGUUAGCCAAAGCACAGCUGUCCCUCUUCCCCGGGGCAUCGCUGUGUGAGGGUCUUGAGCCGUUGGGUGCUCCUUUCUCCUGAGGGUCUCCUGUGCGCUUACCCUGGGGAGCUUUUCCCCUGCCCUGUUCCCAGUCAGGAGCUGCAGAGAAGGAGGGCAUGAGGAGGGCCCUGGUUCAUCAUCAGAAUGAACUGUUCCCAAACAUGGAGCACACCCCGAGGAUCUGAGAGUGCUCUGGGAAAUGAGAAACAAAUGGAGAAGGAAGAAGCUGGUUUGGUGUGUUAUUGCAAGUUAUUUCAAACACCAGGUGAGCCUGAACGUCUGUGUAGUAGUGUGUAAUUCUGUGAUCACAAGGAAGAAGCGCAUCCUGCUCGCUUGGUGUGCAGAGCCACCCUGCCUGUCCCUCUGCCCCUGGGCUAAGAUCCUUUCAACAAGCGUGAAGUUGGACCUCGAAUGUGGGAGUUGCAUGCUGUGAUUUACUGCUAUUGCCUGAAGCCUAAAGCUCUGAUUGAAAUUUUCCCCUUGCAUUCACCUGAAGAAAGAGCAAAAUCCCCUUGCAUGAUGUUCAUGUGGCACAGCACAGAGGGCAAACACUGCAAUGAAGGCGCUGUCAUUGCUCUGCAGUUUCAAGUCACUCUCUGGAAAGUGCACAGACGCCUUACUGGCAGACCUGGAAUCAACCACCUCACAUAUCUCCAAACGACCAGUAUUUCUCACGGAGGAAACUCCUUACUCCUACCCAACUGGAAACCACACGUACCAGGAGAUUUCUGUGCCACCCCCGGUGCCCCCGCCACCUUCCAACGACGCCCUGAAUGGCACCGUGAUCGACCCCUUAGACCAGUGGCAACCCAACACACCCAGAUACGGCCACCAGCAGCCUCAGUCCCAGUCUCCUAUAUACAGCUCUAGUGCCAAAAGCUCCAGUGCCUCCGUUCCUAGAGACGGGCUCAACUCUCCUACUCCCCGUGCCAGUGAAGAGGAACACGUCUACAGUUUUCCAAACAAGCAGAAGUCUGCGGAACCAUCUCCCACAAUGACCAGCUCCUCUCUGGGCAGCAACCUCUCAGAAUUGGACAGACUCCUUCUGGAACUGAAUGCUGUUCAACAUACUCCUGCCAGUGGCUUCACAGCAGAUGAGGCUGGCAGAAGCCCGUCACUGCCCAAUGUGGCUGGCCCUCACUAUGUUGUCCCAGAGAACAGCAGCUCAGGGGGAGGGAAGGCUGCACCCCCAACAAAAGAAAAGCCAAAGCGAAAUGGUGCACGUGGGAUUGAAGAUGUGCGUCCCAGUGUGGAGAGCCUGCUGGAUGAGCUGGAGAGCUCCGUGCCAAGUCCAGUGCCUGCAAUCACUGUGAGCCAGGGUGAGGUGAGCAGCCCCCAGCGUGUCACUGCCAGUCAGCAGCAGACCCGAAUUUCUGCUUCUUCAGCUACACGAGAACUGGAUGAGCUGAUGGCAUCUCUCUCUGACUUCAAGUUCAUGGCGCAGGGAAAAGCUGGAAGCAGCUCCCCUCCAUCCACAGCCUCCAAGCCUGGCAGUCAGCUGGAUACCAUGCUGGGAAGUCUUCAGUCUGAUCUGAAUAAACUGGGUGUAGCUACAGUUGCCAAAGGUGUCUGUGGAGCCUGCAAGAAGCCUAUUGCUGGGCAGGUAGUUACAGCCAUGGGGAAGACCUGGCACCCUGAGCACUUCGUCUGCACCCACUGCCAGGAGGAGAUCGGGUCUCGGAACUUCUUUGAACGGGAUGGGCAGCCCUACUGCGAGAAGGACUAUCACAACCUCUUCUCUCCUCGCUGCUACUACUGCAACGGGCCCAUCCUUGAUAAAGUGGUGACGGCUUUGGACAGGACAUGGCACCCUGAACACUUUUUCUGUGCUCAGUGUGGAGCUUUCUUUGGACCUGAAGGAUUUCACGAGAAGGAUGGCAAAGCCUAUUGCCGCAAGGACUACUUUGAUAUGUUUGCUCCCAAGUGUGGAGGCUGUGCCCGGGCUAUCCUGGAGAACUACAUCUCUGCCUUGAACACCCUGUGGCACCCCGAGUGCUUUGUCUGUCGGGAAUGUUUCACCCCGUUUGUCAACGGCAGCUUCUUCGAGCAUGACGGGCAGCCCUACUGCGAGGUGCAUUAUCACGAGCGCCGCGGCUCGCUCUGCUCCGGCUGCCAGAAGCCCAUCACAGGACGCUGCAUCACUGCUAUGGGCAAGAAAUUCCACCCAGAACACUUUGUCUGUGCCUUCUGCCUCAAGCAACUCAACAAAGGAACCUUCAAAGAGCAAAACGACAAGCCCUACUGCCAGAACUGCUUCAUCAAGCUCUUCUGUUAGAGGCACUAUAGAUGGGCGUUCAAGCAUCUUUCUGCCACCCCCUUGGCAGUUCUGUCUCUCUGAACAUUACUGUGAUUUAGGAACCUUACCAGGCAGGGGAGGAGGGGGGUGGGGGGUGGGAAGUGCUGCUAUGGAGAGGCAGUAGAUCCAGAGAUGAGAUGGACCAUUAAACUGGAAACGCCCUUGCUGUGUCUCAGAAGAGAGAGGCUGACAUCCCUCAUUACGGUGUGUGUGUCUGUGUGUGUGACUGACAGCUGAGCUUAGCUCGAGGGCUCUAACAGGGAGAUUUUCCCAGCCCCCUCCUGGCAGCAGAAGGCUUUGCCAGUACAUUUCAGCCUGUGUCAGCUCUCUGAGCAAACGGUGACACUUGCAGACAACACGACCCUCUGCUUUGACACCUCAUUCUCUGGCUUUUGCCUGCACAGCGAGGCCACCCUGUGACUUUAGUGCCACCCUGGCUCUCCUCACAGAGUUCCAUGGUGUGUGUGACUUGCUGAGACUAGAGCAUCAGCACAGGCAGCCAAGACCUUGCAAGGGUCUCUCCAGUUCCAUUACACUGUAAGGAGAUAAUACCACUUACUCUUUUUUUAAUUAAGAGGAAUCAAGAUAUUACUGUGUGGGGUGUUUUUCUUUUUUUCCCUAGUUUGUUACUCCCUUUCUCAAUGCCUUUUCUCAGCAUACUGGAGCAGGAGGUGGGGUAAGCCCCAACCAUCCCUCAGCACUGUUGUGCUCUCCUGUGGGGACAUGCCGUGCCAGGCAGCUCCAUAGGCACCCAGGCCAGCUCAGGGAAUCUGCUCCCCUCACCUUCUGCUCCUGGGAGAGGAAGAGGCAUCACCCCUUCUUUAAACACAGGUGCAGAGAGGUUAGAGCAGCCUUUUUCAUCCAGCCCUGUCAUGAGUGUGUGAUGUGUGUGUGUUUAUCUGGCCUGGAACUCUCCCAUCUAUCAGGGCCUGAAUCUAUCACAAGAGUGAAUAGAAGGAAGGGUUUAAGAAGCCAGGAAAAAAAAAAAACUAAAUUUAUAUCCUUUCUUUUUCCAGUUUGCUAAUGAGACCUAUCAGCCCCUUGGUGUUUCCUUUUUCUGUGCUCUUGUUAAACAUGUUCUACUGAGAGAUGCUACAGCAAUAACCUUUUAUAUUGACUGUUACUGGUAUAACGAGUCCUGGGGGUCAGGUGUGCAUGACACACUUGGAGUUUUACUAUCAAAGUGAAUACUGUAUCGUGUCUUUGAUAAGAACUGUAGAUUUCUACACUGAUUUUGAAUUCAUAUCUAAUUUACUUUUAAUCCUCUUAUACAGAAAUUGGUUUUGAAGUGAUUUUAAGAAAGCAACUUUUAUAUCAAGCUGUGCUGUACUAGGCAGUGUGCCAGUUGUGCUGGUUUACUGCAUCUGUAAUCUCAAUGCUUUAUUAAGCCUAACUAACAUUCAAUAUUUCCUUUUUGUUGCGGGUUGGGAGGGGCUGGAAUCUAUGGGCAAGGGAACAUGACUUGUAUUUUUUUUUCCCUAGCACAGGCAGGUGAACUGUGAAUAGAUUUGAGUUUUGGGGUUUUUUUCCCUCCUCUGGGUCACCUAAAGGUAUAAUUUUGGUUUUUAUUGUAACCUGUAAACUGCUGUAUUUGAAUCACCUGCCAUUCUCCCAAAGCCCAGCUUCCAGGAUGUUAAAAGUGAGUCUUAAUAUGAUGCUAGGGGGGAAGGAGUUCAGAUCUUUUACCUUGGUUUCUCUUCUUCAGCUGCCUGAAACCAGAACAGGGUUAACUGGGGAAGAGGCUCGUUUUUUUCUGUGGAAGAAAGGUCUUGUGACUGACAAGAAGAAACUGGGAGACAGAAUCUGUUCCUGACUAGCUGUGCAGCUUUGGGCCAGUCACUAAACCUUACCGUGCCUCAGUUUCCCCAUCUGUAAAAUGGGGUCAGUUUAGGCUGGAUUUGUGAGGUUAUUGUGAGACCUAGUUCAUGUUUGGUAAAGCACUUUUAGGUCUCUGACUGGAGGGUGCUGUGGAGAGGGAAGUACUGCGCUGAAAUUCCCAGUGGCGUUCUGUGGGAGCGGGGUUUGGAAUUACUGCUCCAGGGAGCUGCAGCUCUGUCACCAUUGGCAUCCAGUUGUGUUUGCAGCUUGGCAGGUGCAUUGUAGGGGUCCAGGGGUGGCUGUGUCAGAAACCAGCCCUGAAACCCAUGGCUCACUGUCCCAUGUAACCUCAUCACGGUGCUGCGCUGCCCUGCUCAGGUCACUGAAACUGUCCCACGGAUUUCCCCCAACAAACAAACCUCAGUGCGUGGGUGUGAGGCCAGAGGGAGCUGUGGGAGCGCUGCAGCUGUGUCAGCUGGGCUGAGCACAGCUGUGGGAAAUUCUUGAGGCGAGAGUCCUUGCGCAUUCGCCUUUUCAUCUUUUAAGUCUAUUUGACUUAAAAUGGAUGUUCCUAAGCUGCCUGUGUUUAUCUUGCUGGAAUGGUCAACUUCCUUGGUGCCGCUGAGGGAACAUGCAGCUGUUGUGUGCAGAUGCUGGAGAGGGGUGAGAUGUUUCUGGCACUUCCACUUUGGUGACACCUGCAAACUGUGUAAUCCUGUGCCUCAGUUUCCCUGUCUGGGGAAUCUUUAACCUACCUCACUGCUAGCUGAGGCUUUGUCAGUGACACUUGUGGCACACUGGGGUGCAGGGUGCUGUGUGGGGUGAGUGGUGCUGAGAGGAGGCUCCUCUGGCCUUAGUGCUUAACCGAGAUGAUGCCACACUCACCUUCUGCCUUCAUCUGGUGUCUGAUAUGCUGGGAUGCCAAAUAAUGAGCAUCUGAUGCUCAUGGUCAGGCUAUUCUGAUGCUACUCUGCCAAAUAAUGCCUGGUGGUGGCUGCGGCCACUGUGGGUGUCCAAAAUUCAUUCAGUGCAGAUGCGAUUUUGGGGUAACACAGCCGCUGUUGGGGUGUGUGUGUGCGCCCCCGGGCCAGGCGCUACCCCUGGGGACGGCCUUUCACAGCAUGUCCGGGCUGGGCUGGGGGAAACUCCGCUGGGUCGACAGUUAUUUGAUUCUUUCCUGCCUUGUAAACUUCUAACCGCUUUUUUUUUUUUUUUCUCAAUUUAAAAUUCUUGCAGUUACGCCAAUAAAAUUUUUACCAUUAUAGUCA